UCCUGCUGAGUGCAGUCUGCUCCCAUACUCCCAGCAGCCGUGAGGAGAGGAGAGGCAGUCCUGUCUCUGAGAGAGGGAGACGGAGGGAGAGAGAGGCGGAGGGGGCAGAGGAAGAAGGGAGAGCAGCGAGAGAGUUUUUUGGACGUUAAGGAAACAGAGGGAGCCAGGAGAGGGAAGCGGCAACGUACCCUGUUGGAAUACAGCAAGAAGGAGCAGCGCUUCAGGGAAAGAGCGUUUUCUAGCGGGGGCAGGCAAAGAUGGAGGCCAAGAGCGAUCCCCCGAUGAUGUCCUUCAUCAUGGACGAGGAGGAGCUGAAGAGGAAGCAGAGAGAGAAGCUGAAGAAGCUACAGGCCACGGGGGGCAACCCCCGCCCCGCUCGUUCCCUCUUCUUCUUCACACUGAAGAACCCCUUCCGCAAGGCCUGCAUCAACAUCGUGGAGUGGAAACCCUUUGAAAUCAUCAUCCUGUUGACCAUCUUUGCCAACUGCGUGGCUCUGGCCGUAUUCCUGCCCAUGCCUGCGGAAGACACCAACAACACCAACUCCAACCUAGAGAGUCUGGAAUACAUCUUUCUGAUCAUUUUCACGUUAGAGUGCUUUCUCAAGGUAGUGGCGUACGGGUUUCUGUUCCACGAAGGAGCCUAUUUACGGAACUGCUGGAACAUACUCGACUUCAUCAUCGUGUUCAUGGGGCUUUUCACUCUUGCCCUGGAUACCAUUAAUAAAAUCUCCGGAGCCCCGGUGGAGAAAGGAGGUGGUUUCGACAUGAAGGCCCUGAGAGCCUUCAGAGUCUUGAGGCCUCUGCGCCUCGUCUCCGGAGUCCCCAGCCUUCAGGUGGUGAUGAACUCCAUCCUCAAGGCCAUGCUGCCCCUAAUGCAUAUCGCCCUGUUGGUGUUCUUCAUGGUCACCAUCUAUGCCAUCGUGGGCCUGGAGCUCUUUAAGUGUAAGAUGCACAAGACCUGCUACUACACUGGAACAGAGAUCAUAGCGACGGUGGAGAAUGAGAAGGCCUCCCCGUGCGCCCAGGCAGGAAAUGGCCGUCGCUGCACCAUAAACGGCACAGACUGCCGAGCCAGCUGGCCGGGGCCCAAUCACGGCAUCACUCACUUCGACAACUUCGGCUUCGCCAUGCUUACCGUCUACCAGUGCAUCACCAUGGAGGGCUGGACUGACGUGCUCUACUGGGUGAACGAUGCGAUCGGUAACGAGUGGCCUUGGCUCUACUUCGUGACCCUCAUCCUCCUGGGCUCCUUCUUCGUGCUCAAUCUGGUGCUGGGCGUGCUGAGCGGAGAGUUCACUAAGGAGCGAGAGAAGGCUAAAUCGCGAGGCGAGUUCCAGAAGCUGCGGGAGCGGCAGCAGCUUGAUGAGGACCUGAAGGGCUACAUGGAGUGGAUCACUCAGGCGGAGGUCAUGGACAAUGACCAGGAAGGACAAGGACUUCUCCCACUGGAAGAAGGAGGCUCAGAAACAGACAGUCUGUAUGAGAUGGAGGGCAUGAACCGCAUUGUUUACUACUUCCGCCGCUGGCGUCGCUGGAACCGCUUCUUCCGCCGAAAGUGCCACGUCUGGGUGAAGUCCAAGGUCUUCUAUUGGCUGGUGAUCCUGCUCGUCUUCCUCAACACCCUGGCCAUUGCCACCGAGCACCAUCACCAACCUGAUUGGCUCACCAAUGUGCAAGACAAUGCCAACAAGGUGCUGCUGUCGCUGUUUGCCAUUGAGAUGUUUCUGAAGAUGUAUGCCCUGGGCUUGCCGGCCUACAUGAUGUCCCUGUUCAACCGCUUUGACUGCUUUGUGGUGUGUAUCGGCAUCCUGGAGAUCAUCCUGGUCCAGGUGGAUGUGAUGUCACCGCUGGGGAUCUCUGUGCUGAGGUGUAUCCGCCUGCUACGACUCUUCAAGGUCACAAAGUACUGGACGUCGCUAAGCAACCUGGUCGCCUCCCUGCUGAACUCGGUGCGCUCCAUCGCCUCCCUGCUCCUCCUCCUCUUCCUCUUCAUUGUCAUCUUCUCCCUCCUGGGCAUGCAGGUGUUUGGCGGCAAGUUCAACUUCCCGGACCAGGAAGUGCGGCGCAGCAAUUUCGACAACUUCCCUCAGGCACUCAUCAGUGUCUUCCAGAUCUUGACUGGAGAAGACUGGAACUCACUGAUGUACAAUGGAAUCAUGGCCUAUGGGGGACCGCACAUCCCUGGAAUCCUGGUCUGCAUUUACUUCAUUAUUCUCUUCGUCUGUGGAAACUACAUCCUCCUGAAUGUCUUCUUGGCCAUUGCCGUGGACAACCUGGCGGAGGCGGAGAGCCUCACAUCAGCGCAGAAGGAGAAAGCCGAGGAGAAGAAGCGCAAGAAGCUUCUCAGGGCCACACUACCUGAUAAGUCAGAGGAGGAGAGGGCUCUACUGGCCAAAAAGCUGGCUGAGCAGAGAGCAAAGGCAGAGGGGAUUCCAACCACAGCUAAGCUUAAAGUGGACGAGUUUGAAUCAAAUGUCAAUGAGGUUAAGGACCCAUUCCCCCCAGCUGAUUUUCCUGGUGAUGAUGAAGAGGAGGAGCCUGAGAUUCCCCUGAGCCCCAGGCCACGGCCAAUGGCAGACCUGCAGCUGAAGGAGAAGGCGGUGCCUAUGCCAGACGCCAGCUCCUUCUUCAUCUUUGGACCACAGAACAAGUUUCGCAAGGUGUGUCACCGGAUCAUUAACGCCACAACCUUCACCAACUUCAUCUUGCUCUUCAUCCUGCUGAGCAGUAUCUCCCUGGCGGCCGAGGACCCCAUUGAUCCACUGUCCUUCAGGAACAAGAUCUUGGCCUACGCUGACAUUGUCUUCACUUCCGUGUUCACUGUUGAAAUCGUGCUCAAGAUGACCACAUAUGGUGCCAUCCUGCACAAGGGCUCCUUCUGCCGGAACUCCUUUAACAUCCUAGACCUGAUUGUGGUGGGCGUGUCCCUCCUCUCCAUGGGAAUGGAGUCCAGUGCCAUUUCAGUCGUGAAGAUUCUCAGGGUGUUGAGGGUUCUGAGACCCCUGCGAGCCAUCAACCGAGCCAAGGGGCUGAAGCACGUGGUUCAGUGCGUGUUUGUGGCCAUCAAGACCAUUGGGAAUAUUGUCCUGGUUACCAUGCUGCUGGACUUCAUGUUCGCCUGCAUCGGUGUCCAGCUCUUCAAGGGCAAAUUCUUCAGUUGCACUGACCCCUCAAAGAUAACUGAGGCGGAGUGUCAGGGAACCUUCAUCAUUUACAAGGAGAACGCCCUGCAGGACAUGGAGAUCCGGCCGCGCGAGUGGGUCAACAACGACUUCAACUUUGACAACGUGCUGAACGGCAUGCUGGCGCUCUUCACUGUGUCCACGUUCGAGGGCUGGCCACAGCUGCUGUACAAAGCCAUCGACUCAGAUGUGGAGGACAUGGGACCUGUCUACAACAAUCGUGUGGACAUCUCCAUCUUCUUCAUCAUCUACAUCAUCCUCAUCGCCUUCUUCAUGAUGAACAUUUUUGUGGGCUUCGUCAUCGUCACCUUCCAGGAGCAGGGAGAGCAGGAGUACAAGAAUUGCGAGCUAGACAAGAACCAGCGCCAGUGCGUUCAGUACGCGCUGAAAGCCCGGCCGCUCCGUUGCUACAUUCCCAAGAACCCGUACCAGUACCAGGUGUGGUACGUGGUGACGUCGUGCUACUUUGAGUACCUGAUGUUCUUUCUCAUCAUGCUGAACACCAUCUGCCUGGGUAUGCAGCACUGUAACCAGUCGGACCAUGUGACUAAACUGUCCGACACUCUGAAUUUGAUCUUCACUGUGCUCUUCACUAUUGAGAUGAUCCUCAAACUCAUGGCCUUCAAAGCCAGGGGCUAUUUCGGAGACCCCUGGAAUGUGUUUGACUUCCUCAUCGUCAUCGGGAGCAUUGUGGAUGUCAUCCUCAGUGAGAUUGACUCUGCUCUGGCUGCCAGCGGCGGACUGUACUGUCUCCACGGCUGUGCUGAGACAAACCCCAUGCAGGCCAUAGCGGACGCUGAGAACGCACGUGUCUCGAUCACGUUCUUCCGGCUCUUCCGUGUCAUGCGGUUGGUGAAGCUGCUGAACCGAUCGGAGGGCAUACGGAACCUGCUGUGGACCUUUAUCAAGUCCUUCCAGGCGCUGCCUUAUGUUGCCCUCCUCAUCGUCAUGCUCUUCUUCAUCUACGCCGUCAUCGGGAUGCAGGUGUUUGGUAAAAUAGCUCUUGUGGACGGAACGCAAAUCAACCGAAACAACAACUUCCAGACGUUCCCUCAAGCUGUGCUAUUACUAUUCCGCUGUGCCACGGGGGAGGCCUGGCAGGAGAUAAUGCUGGCCAGCAUGUACGGGAAGCUGUGUGACCCAAAGUCAGACUACCUACCUGGGGAGGAGUACACCUGUGGGUCCAACUUCGCUGUCUUCUACUUCCUGAGCUUCUACAUGCUCUGCGCCUUCCUGAUCAUCAAUUUGUUUGUGGCAGUCAUUAUGGACAACUUUGACUACCUGACACGUGAUUGGUCAAUCCUUGGUCCCCAUCACCUUGAUGAGUUUAAGAGAAUCUGGGCAGAGUAUGACCCUGAAGCCACGGGGAGAAUCAAGCACUUGGAUGUGGUGACUCUACUGCGGAGGAUCCAGCCACCUUUGGGCUUCGGAAAGUUCUGCCCUCAUCGCUCAGCAUGCAAGCGUUUGAUAUCUAUGAACAUGCCACUGAACAGCGAUGGUACGGUCACCUUCAAUGCCACACUGUUUGCCCUGGUCAGGACAGCCCUCAAGAUCAAGACCGAAGGUAAUUUUGAGCAGGCCAAUGAGGAGCUACGAGCCAUCAUAAAGAAGAUCUGGAAACGGACCAGUAUGAAGCUGCUGGACCAGGUCAUUCCCCCCAUCGGAGAUGACGAGGUGACGGUGGGCAAGUUCUACGCCACCUUCCUCAUCCAGGACCACUUCCGCAAGUUUAUGAAGCGCCAAGAGGAAUACUAUGGGUACCGACCCAAAAAGAAGAGCGCUGCAGAGAUACAGGCGGGCCUGCGGAGCAUCGAGGAGGAGGCAGCCCCAGAGCUCCACCGGGCGAUCUCGGGCGACCUGAUGGCGGAGGAGGAGAUGGACCAGGCCAUGGAAGAGGGUGCAGAGGAGGGCAUUUACAGGCGAACCGGUGGCUUGUUUGGAAACCAUGUGGACCCCUUCCAUAUGGAGCCAAGCAGCCCCCUGCCCACCCAGGUGACCAGCCAGCGCCCCCUGCAGUUCUCUGAGGCUCGUCCCGAGGAUGUGGAAUCACCCCCUGACUCCGUCUUCCUUCAAAACACUGAGUUCUUCCCCCCAGAGCCCCCAAAAAGCAACACCAACAACAACAAUUUCAACUUCAACAACAGCACCACAGGGUUUUCUUAUGAGAGAGAGGGCAGCAUUGAGCUUCAGGACAUUGAUGAAACCAUCGAGCCCUGGAGUGAAGGACGCUGCACAGGAAACCCCUCACCAUCCCCCACUGAUGACUUCCCCCCGGAGGACAACAGGGGCAGAUUCUCGGAGAUCAUCGUGAGGACAGACGUCACUCAGUUCCCUUACCGCCCUCACAUCCACCAAGCUGAGGGGCAGACUGCUGCUGACCAGCUUAUUCAGGAGGCUCUGACUGAUGGCGGUGUGGACGUCCUGGCGCGAGACCCAACAUUUGUGGCAGUAACCAAGCAGGAAAUGGCCGAAGCAAUGGAUAUCACUGUGGAUGACAUUGAGGGGGCGGCUGCGGGCAUUCUGAACGGGCGCAAGGGCCACGUGGUCAAACGGAAGCGCCGCCCUAUCCCCACUCCUCCCUCCCAACAGCAAGCAGAGUCACAUGACCGCGACAUAGCUGAUAGCCAGGUGUAGUCCCUGUUGCCAUGAUGGUGUGACAAGUUUUGAAGGUGACAUUACAGGAUUUUGAAGCCUGAUUGGUUGCCUUGGACUGAAAAUAAGCCCAGACUGGCUGACUAGUGCUCCUUUAAGAUAUUGACUGCAGAUUUAUUUCAAGCAGAACUGGGGCACCAGCACAGAAAAAGUCUGCCCAUCAUCCCCCUUCCUUCAGUCCUAGGUUUAUUUAAUGAAAUAAAAACAGUAAAU
This is a messenger RNA of Megalops cyprinoides (Indo-Pacific tarpon), 6047 nucleotides long. RefSeq names its product dihydropyridine-sensitive L-type skeletal muscle calcium channel subunit alpha-1-like. The transcript has 45 exons. The coding region runs from base 258 to 5816 and encodes 1852 amino acids. NCBI's taxonomy places the organism in Eukaryota, Metazoa, Chordata, Actinopteri, Elopiformes, Megalopidae. Gene Ontology annotation, biological process: calcium ion import across plasma membrane. The record is from RefSeq and is a predicted model, not a curated record. Gene Ontology annotation, molecular function: high voltage-gated calcium channel activity. Gene Ontology annotation, cellular component: membrane; voltage-gated calcium channel complex.